This is a messenger RNA of Thunnus maccoyii (southern bluefin tuna), 1071 nucleotides long. Its product is annotated as G-protein coupled receptor 20. Gene Ontology annotation, molecular function: G protein-coupled receptor activity. The record is from RefSeq and is a predicted model, not a curated record. NCBI's taxonomy places the organism in Eukaryota, Metazoa, Chordata, Actinopteri, Scombriformes, Scombridae. The transcript is spliced from 4 exons. Bases 16 to 996 code for a protein of 326 amino acids. Gene Ontology annotation, biological process: positive regulation of Rho protein signal transduction; phospholipase C-activating G protein-coupled receptor signaling pathway. Gene Ontology annotation, cellular component: membrane.
GUCUGGGUCUCUCUCAUGGUGUUUAACUGUCUGAUGCUGGUGGUUGGCGUGGUCCUCAACAGUCUGGCUCUCUACAUCUUCUGCGGGGCCUCCACCCACCCAUCAGCCUCCGUGGUUUACACCAUUAACCUGGCUGUAGCUGACCUGCUGGUGGCGUUGUCACUGCCUGCCCGCAUCGCCUUAUACCACAGUGGAGGGAGCUGCGUGGCCUGCUCCUACGUUCACACCUUCAGCUACUUUGUCAACAUGUACUGUAGCAUACUGUUCCUGACCAGUAUCUGUAUAGACCGGUACAUGGCUGUCGUCCAUGCAUCCAGUACUCUCCAUAGAUGGAGGACUGCAGGGGCAGCCAAGUGUGUCAGUGCCAUGGUGUGGCUAAUUGCAGUUGUUGUAACCUACUCUUUCCAGACCACAGCGUUGGAGUUCAGUUCUUCCUGCGUUCUCCUCCCUGCCCUCUUUUACCUCACCAUCCUGGAGUUCCUGCUCCCCCUGCUGGCCGUGGUGGGUUUCACCCUGCGCGUCGCCUGCUUUCUCUCCUCCAGCCACGGCCUGGUGCCCCAGCAGAGCAGGGCGAGGAGGGCUCGUGCCGUCCGGCUGCUGGCCACUGUCUUGGUGGUCUUCACGAUCUGUUUUACGCCGUUCCACAUCCGGCAGGUGUUGGUUUACUUCCGGGUCAAAGUUGGAGAGGAGGGGCUAGGGCAGGGGGCGGGGCACGUGCUAGCCUAUCACAUCACAGUGACCCUGAGCAGCCUGAACAGCUGCCUGGAUCCAGUGGUUUACUGCUUCGUGACGGACAGCUUCAAGCGGGUGUGGAGGACGAGGAGGAUGGGAGCAAGGGAGGGGGACGGGGAGGUGGGGCAUACAAGUGGAGGGGAUGUGGAGAGGAAUUCAAUUAACAAAUAUUCAGGAACAGCACUGGCGAUAGCUCACAGCUUGGCCACAUUCACCCUCACCAAUGCGCUCACCUCUGCAGCUGACACAGAGCAGACUGCUUAGACAGGUGACCCCCACUCGGCACCAGAGGAUGAAGCAGAACAGACAGAAGGACAGAAAGACUCACACAGAGUGAUG